UUUCCAAUCCACCAUUGUCUCCCCACCUCCCUUUUGUAUUUCUUUCCCUUCCUUGCUCUGUUUGUGAUGGCCACUCUGUGAACAGAUCGCAUUGCCCAUGUGCAAUGUCCUGAUUACCAGUUCCAUCGCCCUCCACCCAUCAUGCUUUUCAGCGCCACCCUUGGGGUUGAUGUUCAGUUGAGAACAAGAGGCAGGGAGGUUAACAGAGUAAAGUACUUUUGACUCAGUAGUAGUGUUUGUACCUUCAUUUCUUCUUUUUCUGUGUAGGUUUCCUUUUAAUAUAUAUAUAUAUAUAUAUGUAUAUGUGUUAUUUUUUUUUUCUACUCUGUUUUUUUUGCAUGUGUAUGUAGGGUACUAUUAUGGGGAGAUUUGAUUGCUACCCCAUUUGAGAAAGACUUUGUUUGACAUGUGUUUAAGUCUAUGUGUUAGGAGAUUGCAAACCAUGUUUUGAUCUCUUAAUUCUCAGUUCUUGUGUAAAAGGAUUUUACUGUCAGAUUGUGGUUUUUGCCUACAGUUUUGCCCUGGUGAAGGAAUUAGCUAGCUGUUGAUUCAGCACAAGGUGGCAACUGAAUUCCAUGAUGCAGGUGGAUGUUGGGAGCUCCUUGGAAGAGGUGCUAGAAGAUGUCAGUCAGUCUCACGAGCUAAACAGAAGACGGAAUGAAUUUGUAGGGUGCAAGGGGAAAGGUUGGAAGUUGCAGUGCAGUUAUGAGCAAGGUUCCACAUUCACUGCGAAUUAAUUUCAUGGCAUUGGCAGCGUAAAUGAGACUGGCCCGUUCCAGCCUCUGGCCCUCUCUGUCUGUUACCCAAUGCUGUUACGCUUUCAGGUAUUUGGCUGUUCACUCAUGCAACGAGUCAAUACUUGGGUGACGGACCGCGAGUGACAUUAUUUCAGUACAGAUUGAGUGGCGAAGCUCUUUGUCCCCAAGAAUACUUGUCACGCAUUCGAAGUGGCACCGAUUGUUCUCGCAGGCACGGCUAGGAGGAGAAAUUCAUGGGCUUUGAAUACAUCACGUCAUAAUGUCCAUCCUUUUUGAAUCGAUGAUGACACAGCUACUUUCUGAUUGAUGGCGCGUGAAGAGGUGAUUUAUAGGAGAUGCUGCAAACGGCAUAAAAUAAAAACAUGGAGAACCCUACUGCUGUAUGUACACUUCGGCCGUCUCUCUCUCUUCAGAUUGAGCAGCUCGGCCACCAAGAAAGUGGCAACUGUGAUGUAAAAAGAGCUUCCAGUGCAAUGGGCUGCUCGAAGGUCACUGAGGAGAAGUCCGUCUCUUCUUUUCUAGUAGCUAAGCAGUCCAGGAGUAGGAAGCCAUCGUCUCUCACCGGCACUGAGGAUUAUUUGAGGAGAAUCGAUGUGGUAGUUGAAGGGUCUUCUUCAGACAGAAAAGCUAUGAGCUUCAAUCCAUUCCGAGAGCUUGGGCAUGAAUUUGCAGGUCACAGGAGAAUUUGUUCCGGGAACCUCAUCACAUCCAGCAAGUCUGCGGAGAAGACACCGGGGGAGAAGGGGAGAAGUUCUUCUUUCAGGAUCAAGUCUUCGGAGAAAUCACUGGGGGAGAAAGGGAAGAGCCUGUCAUCUAGGAUGGACCAAUAUUCAGUGGCAAAGAUCGCAGCCUCCCUUUUCCACUCUGCAGGAAAGAUUGAGCGCUCCAUGUCCAUGUCAAGACUGGCUCACAGAGCGUUGCCAGAAGAAGUGAUAUCUUUGCGACAGAAAUUUCAAGUAGCAUCAGAUCAGAAUAGGGACUUCAGUGGGAGCGAGGAGAGAGGCUCUGAUUCAUCAACCAAGGACACAGAAGAUUGCGCUGCUCCAUUGAUCUUAAAACCAUCAUCCUUGCACAAAUUUGACAAUGACAGCACAAAAGCAAUGCUGAAGGAUGAUGGGGAAGCCGAAAAUUCAGCGAGUGCAGAUGAAGAAUCCCCCAAACCGAUCAUCGAAGAAGCUGAUUCUGGAUUACCUUGUACUCAUUCAAUUGGAGCCGCAGGGAGUAUUCAGAGUUGUAAUCCGACUCUCAUGAAGCAGUCUUCGUGCUCCACCAAUCUCAAUCAUCACGAUGCUGGUGCAACUAACACACCAAUCCUUGUUUACGGGUCUCAAUCGACAAUCUCGGACACGAACCACCAAGGGGUUUUGUCACUGGCUACAUCCAAGGCGUCAUCUUCACUGAGCUCACUACAUAGCAGUACACAGAGCUCAUUUCAUUUAGACCCAGAGAGAUCCCUUAAUUUGCGACAGGAAACUGAUUCUCCUGAAGACAGUACCGAUUUCCAGACUCUUCUGUUGACCACUGGAAAAGUAACUGAGGCAGAACUCACAGAGGCUGCAGUGAGGUCCAGCCUUCAAAGAGAGGACUACCUCUCUGGCCCCUUGUUUAUCUCCGAAGAACCUCAACAAGAUGAAUCACUGGAGUCAAUUGGGGAAAUUAAAGGCAAUCAAGUACUUACAUCAGGUUUAAAGAUUGAAGAAGUGACUGAUCCGAGAAGGACCUGCAACUCAGACGUUUGCCUAAACAGGAGCGUGAGCUGUGAACCCGGGGCAGGUGCUGAACGGAAAAAGAAGCUUAGAAAAAGGAGGCGCAGUGUUUCAGCCUCAGGAAUUGGGGCCAUGCUGCUCAAAGUUGUGCGCGUGUCAGAUUCUGGGCCGAUGGUGACGAGGAGAUUGCCCAAAGUUGGGCCCGCUGAAAUCAUUUCUGGAGCUGAAGCAUUGCGAGCCAGAGAGUAUGUAAUUCAGAAAACAGCACAAAUAUCUAUGGGAAGAUCACCAGAGUCAUUUAGAUCUCCGAAUUCUUCUCUCACUGUCUGUCAUUGUGAAUCAGAAGAUGCGGUUAAAUCAACGUACUCCAAGUUUAUCAACAUUGAGAUCGACUCUGCCGGCGACCGUGUUGAGCUCAAGCAAUACUCCAAGGAUGUUCGAAAGGGUAUCGAUGGCUCAGGAAAUGGAGGAGCUUGUACGUGUGAAACUCGGAAACAUAACCACCACGAGAAGAUCCCAAGACUUUUUUCUGAUCGGGGGAUUAAAAGAGCGGAAUGCACCUGCACACAUGAAGGGAUGACUCCUACUUUGGUUGACGGGGGGAGCUGUUCUUCUGAUAAAGUUUCGGAACGGAUGAAUUCGAAUCUGCAGCAACACGCGGCUGAUGAAAAAUUUGAGAACCAGACUAAGUGUACGAACAGUACAUCAGCAGCAACCUCUGCAGUUAAUGUUGAGGAUAGAAGUGGAAAGUCAAGGAGAAGGACUAGCAAGGGAAGGACCUCCUACGACUUUGACUCUUCGGCAGAGGCUGUUAAAACCUCAAAUUCAAUUGGUGGCCGGCUUGGACAAGCACUAUCCUCAAUGGAUACGAGUAUGGCCAUCACCAGGGAGAGGUCACGAAGCUUUGUGUCAAGGUUGCAAGCUGCUGCUACUUCUGGAAAUGCGUCUGUAGAUGUGUACCGCCUUGGCCCUUGCUCAACCUCCAUUCUGGCCAAUCCAUCCUUUUCGAGCUCUCAUCAGGACAGGCUAUGGGAGGAGCAAGCAGAUAUCUAUUCCAGCGGAGGACGUGGAACUCCUGGCCGUGACGACGAACCAGCAGCAGCAGCAGCGAAUGCCUUUGUCCAUUCCCCUUCGCCAGGGAACCCAGUCUCAUUAGACGAUCAUCAGGUCCCUUCCGCCUCUGGCUCGUUGAGAAGAGGACAAAUGGACGCCACUGUAAGAGCUCCCUCUUUCACGUCUUUCUUAUCUAGUGGAGAUCGGGGGAGCCGAAAGAAAGGGAAGAAGAGAGGACGACCCCGGACACCACUGAGGAGCUUGUCGGCUGAGGAUGUGCACAGAAUGUGCUGUGGAAGAAGAUCACCAGAGGGUGGCCACUUCAUACAACAAAUCAUGUUGAAGAUCAGAGGUCACUCUUCCCGGUCCUCCAGUCCCAAGUGCCCCAAUAGUAGGACGAAGAAAAGGAACACCUGGAGCAGCUGCAUCUGUUUCUCCCCCAACUGAUCAACUUCCUCAAGCUCUUUGGAUCUCAACCCUGACGUGGGCAUUUUUCUAAACUCUCGCAAAUGAAUGAAAGACGAAGCAAAACAAUUUAUUGAUCUUUCUCGUGCCCUGAACCUCGGGUUGUGCUGCAUUCAGGUUUUUGGCAAUGGCGUUGGUUUAGAUCAAUGCAAAGCUUUAGCUCCCCAACUGCUUGACAAACCCAUCUUCUCUUUCGCUUUCCGUGCAUAUUUGAUGAAGAGACACACAAUAUGGAGAAUGUGGUUUGUGUUUGAGCUUGAGUUUUGCAGUUUGGGACAACGGAUCCAUUUGCAAAAAGAAGUCCUGCUCUGAGUUCAUGAGAACUCUCUUCAGUGCGUAGAACAAACCAGCAGUCUCCCUGAAUACCAUUCUUUUGUGAUCAGUGUCAUGUUUGUGUGAACCCUUCAACUCCUCUGAAUAUUCACUGGUUCCACCAAAACAUUGAACUGAUCAGCAAGCUAUUAGAAGGUCCAUCAUGUUUUCGCUCAAACCAUUUGAUUUUUAAUUUUAAUUUUUUGGAAUGGUGAUUUGGGUUAACUGUAGAAUGUAAAACAAGAUAAAUCCUGUCAAGUUGCUUUGGAAUAUUCGGCGGUAGAAAGAACUAAUUUUGAGUUUCCCUCCUCUUGUUUGAGGACAUGUGAAACGAGUAAACAUGACAUGUCUGACGACUUUACCAUUUUAUCUACAGUAAUAUAUAUAAAUAUUAUUUAA
Molecule: messenger RNA, 4693 nt
Organism: Physcomitrium patens
Lineage: Eukaryota; Viridiplantae; Streptophyta; Bryopsida; Funariales; Funariaceae
Source: RefSeq, a predicted model, not a curated record